AUCUGGAACCGUUGCCAGUUCAAGAUGAGCCCACCCCCUGAAUGUCUGAGUUUCAUUGUCUCACUCAGUUUAGACUGUGUAUCCACAGGGUUCCGGCAAGGGCUUGCAGGUGCAUCGGCUCUUUCUGGUUUUGUUUGUAAGGAAGGGGGUGGCUUCAGAGCCCAUAACAGGCAGGGUUCAUAGUCUUACAAGUACUUGCCUGAGGAUUACUACACAGACAGUGCUUUGUUUUUUGUUUUGUCUUCUUUUUUACGAGGACAAAGCUGCUUAGUCCCAGCCAUGAGGAAAACCAGUGAGUAUUUGGUUGCUUAGGGCAUGGAGCUGGGGAACUAUGAGCAGCCCGUGGUUCUAAGAGAGGACAACCUCCGCCGGCGCCGGAGGAUGAAGCCACGCAGCGCCGCCGGCAGCCUGUCCUCCAUGGAGCUCAUCCCCAUCGAGUUCAUCCUGCCCACCAGCCAGCGCAUCAGCAAGACUCCAGAGACAGCGCUGCUGCACGUGGCUGGCCACGGCAACGUGGAGCAGAUGAAAGCCCAGGUGUGGCUGCGCGCCCUGGAGACCAGCGUGGCUGCCGAAUUCUACCACCGGCUGGGCCCGGACCACUUCCUCCUGCUCUACCAGAAGAAGGGACAGUGGUAUGAGAUCUACGACAGGUACCAGGUGGUGCAGACCCUGGACUGCCUGCGCUACUGGAAGACGAUGCACAAGAGCCCCGGCCAGAUCCACGUGGUGCAGCGACAUGCGCCGUCGGAGGAGACCCUGGCGUUCCAGAAGCAGCUCACCUCGCUGAUUGGCUACGACGUCACUGACAUCAGCAACGUGCACGACGAUGAGCUAGAGUUCACUCGCCGCCGCCUGGUCACGCCUCGCAUGGCAGAGGUGGCUGGCCGUGAUGCCAGACUCUACGCUAUGCACCCUUGGGUGACGUCCAAACCUCUCCCCGACUACCUGUCCAAAAAGAUCGCCAACAAUCGCAUCUUCAUCGUCAUCCACCGCAGCACCACCAGUCAAACCAUCAAGGUCUCCGCAGACGACACCCCUGGCGCCAUCCUCCAGAGCUUCUUCACCAAGAUGGCCAAGAAGAAGUCCCUGAUGGACAUCCCCGAGAGCCAAAGUGAGCAGGACUUUGUGCUGCGGGUCUGCGGCCGCGACGAGUACCUGGUGGGAGAAACGCCCCUCAAAAACUUCCAGUGGGUGAGGCAGUGCCUCAAGAACGGGGGUGAAAUACACCUGGUGCUCGACACGCCCCCAGACCCAGCCCUAGACGAGGUAAGGAAGGAAGAAUGGCCGCUGGUGGACGACUGCACCGGGGUCACCGGCUACCACGAGCAGCUGACCAUCCACGGCAAGGACCACGACAGUGUGUUCACGGUGUCCUUGUGGGACUGUGACCGCAAGUUCAGGGUCAAGAUCCGAGGCAUUGACAUCCCAGUCCUGCCCCGGAAUGCCGACCUCACCGUUUUUGUGGAAGCGAACAUCCAGCACGGGCAACAAGUCCUUUGCCAGAGGAGAACCAGCCCUAAGCCCUUCACGGAAGAGGUGCUCUGGAAUGUGUGGCUGGAGUUCGGCAUCAAAAUCAAAGACUUGCCCAAAGGUGCCCUGUUGAACCUCCAGAUCUACUGCUGCAAAACGCCAACACUGUCCAGCAAGGCUUCUGCAGAGACGCCAGGCUCCGAGUCCAAGGGCAAAGCCCAGCUUCUCUACUAUGUAAACUUACUGUUAAUAGACCACCGGUUCCUGCUACGCCACGGGGACUACGUGCUCCACAUGUGGCAAAUAUCCGGGAAGGCGGAAGAGCAAGGCAGCUUCAAUGCUGACAAGCUCACAUCUGCAACCAAUCCCGACAAGGAGAACUCAAUGUCCAUCUCCAUCCUGCUAGACAACUACUGCCACCCCAUAGCCCUGCCUAAGCAUCAGCCCACCCCUGACCCGGAAGGAGACAGGGUCCGAGCUGAAAUGCCCAAUCAGCUCCGCAAGCAACUGGAGGCGAUCAUAGGCACAGAUCCACUUAACCCCCUCACAGCAGAGGACAAAGAACUGCUCUGGCACUUUAGAUAUGAAACCCUGAAGCAUCCGAAAGCGUACCCUAAGCUAUUCAGUUCAGUGAAAUGGGGACAGCAAGAAAUUGUGGCCAAAACAUACCAGCUGUUAGCCAGAAGGGAGGUCUGGGAUCAAAGUGCUUUGGAUGUUGGCUUAACCAUGCAGCUCUUGGAUUGCAAUUUUUCAGAUGAAAACGUAAGAGCCAUUGCAGUUCAGAAACUGGAGAGCUUGGAGGACGAUGAUGUCUUGCAUUACCUUCUCCAGCUGGUGCAGGCUGUGAAAUUUGAACCAUACCAUGACAGUGCCCUGGCCAGGUUCCUGCUGAAGCGUGGCUUGAGAAACAAAAGGAUCGGUCACUUCUUGUUCUGGUUUUUGCGAAGUGAGAUAGCCCAGUCCAGACACUAUCAGCAGAGGUUCGCUGUGAUCCUGGAAGCGUACCUGCGGGGCUGCGGCAUGGCCAUGCUGCAGGACUUCACACAGCAGGUCCAAGUGAUCGAGAUGUUACAGAAAGUCACCAUUGACAUCAAAUCACUCUCUGCUGAGAAGUAUGACGUCAGUUCCCAAGUUAUUUCACAGCUUAAGCAAAAGCUUGAAAACCUGCAGAAUUCCAGUCUCCCCAAGAGCUUCAGAGUUCCCUAUGAUCCUGGACUGAAAGCAGGCACCCUGGUGAUUGAAAAGUGUAAAGUAAUGGCCUCCAAGAAAAAGCCCCUGUGGCUUGAGUUUAAAUGUGCUGAUCCUACAGUCCUAUCCAAUGAAACCAUUGGGAUCAUCUUUAAACACGGCGAUGAUCUUCGUCAAGACAUGUUGAUCUUACAGAUUCUACGCAUCAUGGAGUCCAUUUGGGAGACUGAAUGUCUGGACCUGUGCCUGCUGCCCUAUGGCUGCAUCUCAACUGGAGACAAAAUAGGAAUGAUCGAGAUCGUGAAGGAUGCCACAACCAUCGCUCAGAUUCAGCAAAGCACAGUGGGUAACACGGGGGCAUUCAAGGAUGAAGUCCUGAGCCACUGGCUCAAGGAAAAAUGUCCUAUUGAAGAAAAGUUUCAGGCAGCAGUAGAGAGGUUCGUUUACUCCUGUGCCGGCUACUGUGUGGCGACAUUCGUUCUUGGAAUAGGUGACAGACACAAUGACAACAUUAUGAUUUCAGAGACAGGAAACCUAUUUCACAUAGACUUUGGACACAUUCUGGGGAAUUACAAAAGUUUCCUGGGCAUUAAUAAAGAGAGAGUGCCAUUUGUCCUAACUCCAGACUUCUUGUUUGUGAUGGGAACUUCUGGAAAGAAAACAAGCCCACACUUCCAGAAAUUUCAGGACAUCUGUGUCAGGGCUUACCUAGCUCUCCGCCAUCACACAAACCUGCUCAUCAUCCUCUUCUCCAUGAUGCUGAUGACGGGAAUGCCCCAGUUGACAAGCAAAGAAGACAUUGAAUACAUCCGGGACGCCCUCACGGUGGGGAAAAGCGAGGAGGACGCUAAGAAGCAUUUCCUGGAUCAGAUUGAAGUCUGCAGAGACAAAGGGUGGACAGUGCAGUUCAACUGGUUCCUCCAUCUCGUUCUUGGCAUCAAACAAGGAGAGAAACACUCUGCUUAGUAUUCAGUGCUAGAGCCAAAAGCAAUUCUGUGUUCAAAGCUUUGAAAUCAGCGUGUGUCAGUCAUCAGGCUUCUAUUUCAAAUGCAAUAGGACACUCUGAACACUGACACUUCAGAAAUACAGUUUUCCCCAGCUGAACUCUGAACUCUUUCUUCACCAAAGGAAAAACGUUGGCAUUAAUGAUGGUUUGAUUAAUAUUCUGUGUGUGGCUUCUUGGCUGGGUUUUUUUCUCCCUCUCGGUCUCCAUGAUGUUGACCAAUAUUCUAAGUUUAAAUAGACUGGUGGCUUGCUUAUCAUGCCUGAUGAUCAUGUAUCGAGUGUCUCUGAGGUUCUUUAGUGGAGUAGUUGGUGAUUGUAGAGUAGAUUGUAGUUCUUUAGUAGAGUAGUUGGUGAUUGUAGAGUAGAUUGUAGUUCUUUAGUGGAGUGCUUGGUGAUUGUAGAGUAGAUUGUAGUUCUUUAGUGGAGUGCUUGGUGAUUGUAGAGUAGAUUGUAAUUCUUUAGUGGAGUGCUUGGUGAUUGUAGAGUAGAUUGUAGUUCUUUAGUGGAGUUCUUGGUGAUUGUAGAGUAGAUUGUAGUCCUUUAGUGGAGUGCUUGGUGAUUGUAGAGUAGAUUGUAGUCCUUUAGUAGAGUACUUGAUUGUAGAGUAGAUUGUAGUCCUUUAAUGGAGUAGUUGGUGAUUGUAGAGUAGAUUGUAGUCCUUUAAUGGAGUAGUUGGUGAUUGUAGAGUAGAUUGUAGUCCUUUAGUGGAGUGCUUGGUGAUUGUAGAGUAGAUUGUAGUCCUUUAGUAGAGUACUUGAUUGUAGAGUAGAUUGUAGUUCUUUAGUGGAGUGCUUGGUGAUUGUAGAGUAGAUUGUAGUCCUUUGAUGGAGUAGUUGGUGAUUGUAGAGUAGAUUGUAGUUCUUUAGUGGAGUGCUUGGUGAUUGCAGAGUAGAUUGUAGUUCUUUAGUAGAGUAGUUGGUGAUUGUAGAGUAGAUUGUAGUCCUUUAAUGGAGUAGUUGGUGAUUGUAGAGUAGAUUGUAGUUCUUUAGUGGAGUAGUUGGUGAUUGUAGAGUAGAUUGUAGUCCUUUAGUGGAGUGCUUGGUGAUUGCAGAGUAGAUUGUAGUCCUUUAGUGGAGUGCUUGGUGAUUGCAGAGUAGAUUGUAGUUCUUUAGUAGAGUACUUGGUGAUUGUAGAGUAGAUUGUAGUCCUUUAGUGGAGUGCUUGGUGAUUGCAGAGUAGAUUGUAGUCCUUUAGUGGAGUGCUUGGUGAUUGCAGAGUAGAUUGUAGUUCUUUAGUAGAGUACUUGGUGAUUGUAGAGUAGAUUGUAGUUCUUUAGUAGAGUACUUGGUGAUUGUAGAGUAGAUUGUAGUUCUUUAGUGGAGUGCUUGGUGAUUGUGGAGUAGAUUGUAGUCCUUUAGUAGAGUACUUGGUGAUUGUAGAGUAGAUUGUAGUUCUUUGGUAGAGUACUUGGUGAUUGUAGAGUAGAUUGUAGUUCUUUGGUAGAGUACUUGGUGAUUGCCCCACGUGUUUACUAUGCAUUUUGUCUUCCCUGUGUUCUUCAAGCUCCUGACAGAAAAGGGUGCAAGCACUGCCAAUCUCCACUGCAUUCUCCAAACGUUUCUAAGCAUUCCCUCUGUGCCCACAGACGCUGGUGACAUGCUAGAAGCAAGGAGUGCCAGUUAGCCUUCUGAGUGCCUUUAGCAAUCAGUCUCACCGUGUGCAGCUGGGGUGCAUAGGUGCUGAAGCAAACUCCCAGCCUGAGCCUUGACCCUCCCCUGCCGGCGUGGCUCUCGGGUUAUGGCUAUGGAAAAUGGAGGUAAGACCUUUUCCCAAGAGUGAACCACCUAGUACAACCUGUACUUCUCUGGCGCAGAAGCAGGUGACUAAAUGGACCCUUGGAUCGCUGCACAUUCAUCCCCCUGCCCCGCCUCCCACCUCUCCACCUCCUGCAUGUACCCCUGAACUUGGGAAAUCUUCAAGGACAGUUUCUCCCAACAUACCAAGUGGCUUGAAAAAGAAAGUCUGCUCUAGGCAUACAAGAAUUAUAGGAACUUAUUUGUGGAGCUGCUCCAUGGAUUUUUUAAAAAAUAUGUUAUUAAAAGAUGGGUUCCAGAAAAUAUUAGUUUCUAAAUGCUUUAAUUUCACAUUUUGAAUCUGAACAGUUUUUUUUAAUGGAAGGAGUUACUGCUAUCAAAUGUAUUCUAAGCUUAUAACACAAUUUCAUAUUCAUCUUUCAAAACUUGAGACAUUCUGGGGUUCAUAAAGAACCAUCUUCUUUAAAGUACUUUCUCAUUUCUUAAAUGUUAUGUUGUUUGUUAUUAGUGUUGAUCUACCCUUAGAGAGAGUUCAAUAAAUUACCUAAUCAAAUAUCUUUACUUGUCACUAGUCCCAUAGAAAAUGCUGUCAUUGGUGUCCAUAUUUAAAUAUUAUCAGAUACUUUUUCUGAUUUUUAAAAUUUCAUAAUAGACUCCACUUAGAUGGAGCCCAACCUUUCUUACGUGUUUGCAUAAGCCAUGUAGCACCUAAUUCUGUUUCAAAUAAGAAUCAUUGGGGACACUUUAAAAAUGCAAGGGCAUUUUUUAAAUCACCUUACUCUCAGAGUAUAAUUUCAUCAGUUUGAGAUGAGCCUGGGCACCAUUUUCUAAGAACUCCAGUUGAAUCUAAUAUACGCGCAGGGGAAGAAGCCUUAUGUGUCCCGUGAAGCUGUAGGUAACCCUCCUUUCUCACUGGGCCUUCCGUGACUCAUAGCUAUCCUGGAAACUAACCCUUUUCAAACCAUGCUGUCUCCUGUGCAGAGAGCCAGACCCCAUGCUGAAACUUUAUUCUCUCUAUGAUGGAGGUCAGAUGUUUUAUGGCAUUUCCACACCACGGUUCCUGCUAAUCUAAGAACAGGAAGAGUGAUGCAUUCUAACUCCAAUGAGAAGCCAUUCCUAGGCUUCCAAAGAGAGUCAUGCACACUUUGCACAGACUUUGUCUUCCAUUUGAAUUGCUGAAAUUACCAUUGAUAAACUAAUUACAGAGUGUAUCUAUAUUUAGUUUUUGACACACAUACACACAAAUUAGUUCUUUAAAUGAACCAGCUUUUUUAUAAAGCUGAAAACCAUGACACCACAUACUGGGUUUCAUUUGAGGGAGGGCCUAGGCCUUCUUUCUUGUAUCUGGGCUGCAAUAGUAUCCUUCCAUAGGGAAUGGACUCCCAAAGUCCAUUUGUGCACUAGGGAUAAACACUGGAUCCACUGUUAGAGGUUCCAUAGACCUCCCAGGCCUCCUAUCUGGCACCCACAUUCAGAGGGCUUGGUUCAGUCCAAUGCUGUUCCCCAGCUUUACAGCUAGGGGCUCUGUGCUCUCACUAGGUCAGGUCUGCUGCUUCUGUGGGUUUCUCCAACAUGGUCUUGGCUCCUUUGCUCAUCCCUCCUCCCUCUCUACAACUGGAUUCCAGGAGUUUAGCCUCCAACAGGAGGAAUAGAGGAGAGCAACAAAAGAGACACCUUAAUAGAGGGAGCCGGUAUAGGUUUAAAGAGAAAGCCAUGGCAACACCUUAAAGAAAGCAAACUUUUCCUCUCCCAGGAACUAUUAAUUGCUAAUAGUUCCUGGCUAGGGGUGGGGCUUGUACCCUCUGAUCUCCCUGCUGGGAUUAGGUCUGGCUUGAACUUUCAUGGAGGAUUGUUAUAACUGCUUCAAGUUCACGUGUGCAGUGGCCCUGCUGUGCCCACAGGACGUUCUUUUCUUGAAUUGUUCACCAUCUUGUCUCUUACAGUCUCUCUGUCCCUCUUCGUGUGAUCACUGAACCUGGAGGAAUUUUCCAGUUAGGACUGAAUAUUGUACAAGCUGUUAAGCUCUGCACUGUGGCCAUUUGUUUUUGUUUUUUUUUUAACUUAGGCUUUCCUUUUUUUUUUAAGAUUUGUUUAUGUAUACAGUGUUCUGUCUGUAUGCAGGCCAGAAGAGGGCACCAGAUCUCAUUACAGAUGGUUGUGAGCUACCAUGUGGUUGCUGGGAAUUGAACUCAGGACCUCAGGAAGAGCAGCGAGUGCUCUUAACCUCUGAGCCACCUCUCCAGCCCCAUGUCUCUAUGGUAGCUGUUAUCUCCUGCAAAUAGACACUUUCUGAUGUGGGUUGAGAGAUGUACUGCUCUAUGAGUAUAACAACAAGUCAUUUAGGGUCAACUAAGGGAGCUCUGUAGCAUCUUUUGGAAGCUGUUGGUCCUAUAUUAAUGGCAAUUGAUUAUAUUUUUAAAUAUAUUAGAAAAUACAAUUGUGAAAUUGCAAUACUUGUCUUUUGCAGGAUAGGCAUUGUUUUCUAUAAUUGGCAAUUAUGUUUAAGAUGUGAAGAGAAUAAAAUAAGCUAGGAUUUCUUAAAGAUUCUGUUAACUGAUUUCCAGUUUUAGCCAACCUAAUAAUUCUGCCGAACACAUUGGAUUCCACUCUUAGUGCUUGUUCACAUGUUUUGAAAAGCUCAUCUCAGGACAGACGCCAGGGAAUUCUUAAGCACAUGCGUGGCUGGCCCUAUCUGGCAGCUAAGAUGGUCUCUUGUAUUUUAAUUACAAGUUUUAAUUUAAAUUAAAAAAAAGAACUUGA
Messenger RNA from Mesocricetus auratus (golden hamster), 8177 nucleotides. RefSeq names its product phosphatidylinositol-4,5-bisphosphate 3-kinase catalytic subunit gamma (gene Pik3cg). Gene Ontology annotation, molecular function: 1-phosphatidylinositol-4-phosphate 3-kinase activity; 1-phosphatidylinositol-3-kinase activity. The transcript has 11 exons. The record is from RefSeq and is a predicted model, not a curated record. Lineage: Eukaryota; Metazoa; Chordata; Mammalia; Rodentia; Cricetidae. The coding region runs from base 316 to 3624 and encodes 1102 amino acids. Gene Ontology annotation, cellular component: phosphatidylinositol 3-kinase complex, class IB; plasma membrane; cytoplasm. Gene Ontology annotation, biological process: phosphatidylinositol 3-kinase/protein kinase B signal transduction; phosphatidylinositol-mediated signaling; phosphatidylinositol-3-phosphate biosynthetic process.